This is a messenger RNA of Salvelinus namaycush (lake trout), 538 nucleotides long. RefSeq names its product solute carrier family 15 member 1-like. Gene Ontology annotation, molecular function: dipeptide transmembrane transporter activity. Gene Ontology annotation, cellular component: membrane. The transcript is spliced from 5 exons. The record is from RefSeq and is a predicted model, not a curated record. Gene Ontology annotation, biological process: transmembrane transport; oligopeptide transport. NCBI's taxonomy places the organism in Eukaryota, Metazoa, Chordata, Actinopteri, Salmoniformes, Salmonidae. The annotation marks the transcript as partial.
GUGGAUGUGUGUGGGUAUCCUCUCAGUAUCUUCUUCAUCGUGGUCAAUGAGUUCUGUGAACGGUUCUCCUACUAUGGCAUGCGAGCUGUAUUGGUGCUGUACUUCAGGUAUUUCCUGAAGUGGGAUGAUGACCUGGCCACCUCCAUCUACCACACCUUCGUCGCUCUCUGCUACCUGACUCCUAUACUGGGGGCCAUCGUGGCAGACUCCUGGCUGGGGAAGUUCAAGACUAUUGUCUAUUUAUCCAUCGUCUAUACGGUGGGACAGGUUGUCAUGGCAGUAAGCGCCAUACACGACAUCACAGACACAGACAGGGACGGGACCCCUGACAACAUGACCUUCCAUGUGGCCAUGUCUAUGGUUGGCCUGUUCCUCAUCGCUCUGGGAACAGGGGGCAUCAAACCCUGUGUCGCUGCCUUUGGAGGAGACCAGUUUGAAGACCACCAGGAGAAACAGAGGAGCACGUUCUUCUCCAUCUUCUACCUUUCAAUCAAUGCUGGUAGUCUCCUGUCCACCGUCAUUACACCCAUCCUCAGAG